Helicoverpa zea (corn earworm) is the source of this 6688-nucleotide messenger RNA. Its product is annotated as ankyrin repeat domain-containing protein 11. The transcript is spliced from 16 exons. The record is from RefSeq and is a predicted model, not a curated record. Gene Ontology annotation, molecular function: protein binding. The coding region runs from base 210 to 2678 and encodes 822 amino acids. NCBI's taxonomy places the organism in Eukaryota, Metazoa, Arthropoda, Insecta, Lepidoptera, Noctuidae. Gene Ontology annotation, cellular component: nucleoplasm.
UAUGUGAAUGUCUGUUGUACGAUCCAGCCAGUGAUUAUGAUGAUUACCUUUUAGCUGAAAUAAUAGAAUUUUGGGAAAUUGUAAAAUGCUUAAUUUUAUCAUUUCUUUUAUUUCUUCUGUGAAAAUGUGUGACAAGUUUAUGAUGAUGUUUUAAAUGCGUUAGACUUACCUCUGGCGCCAUAAGUAAGAGAACUGGUUAUGCCCGAAGCAUGCCAUCGACGUCGCGGUCGAGGGGCUCCGGGCGCGGGCCGGACGGCGCGCCACGGGCCCAAGUCAUAGCGCCCAUGUCGGAGCGGCAACAACUUGCGCUAGUGAUGCAGAUCUCAUCACAAGAUGCCCCUCCAGCCGCUCCGACCCCGGCCGAAGAAAGAAAGCGAACUAGGCAGCAGCGCAACGAGCGCGGUGAGACCCCCCUGCAUGUGGCAGCUAUCAGAGGUGACCACGACCAAGUGAAGAAGUUGCUCGACCAGGGACAAGAUCCCGAUGUGCCUGACUUUGCUGGGUGGACCCCACUUCAUGAAGCGUGCAGCUAUGGGUGGUAUCAAGUUGUAGUGGUACUUGUAAAUGGUGGUGCUAAUGUCAAUGCAAAGGGUUUAGAUGAUGAUACUCCUUUACAUGAUGCCACAACUUCUGGCAAUCUCAAAAUGGUAAAAUUACUCAUUGAACAUGGAGCCGAUCCAUUUGUCAAGAACACCAAGGGGAAAAUGCCAUCAGAUUAUGCUGCACCGCACAUCUUUGAAUAUCUGCAGUCUUUGAAAGAUAAUAACGCGAGAGCAACACACGUCAGUCGGGCAAGGGAUGACAGCGUCAAAAAAGGUUGCAAUGCCAGUGGUAACAGCGAUUGCAGUAAGCGGAACAACAUGGAGACCCUAGCCCAGGGGGAACAUUUCGAUGGCAAGGACGUCACCACACAGGAAAAAGGGGGUGCCGCCGAGACCAGAGACGAUGGUACACAGCUAAGUAGCGGGGUGGUAUCAUCGACUCAGGACGACUGCAACAAGAGGCAGCAUGAGGACACUGCAGAUAAUGAAACAACAGAAGAUGAUGUUUCAAAAAGGAAGAAACGAAAGGACAAUGACGAGAAGGAGCCGAUGGGAAAACCGGCUCCGGUAGCGCGCGGAGGUCCCGGACGCGUUCUCACAGGCGGUAAACCACCGGGGCCAGCAAGUAAAACUGGGGCUGUACCACUGGGUAAAAGUGGUGGCGGUCAAAAUGUGAGCAAGGGUGGCGCAGGGUCCUCCGGGAAAGGAAAUAUGCAGGCGCAGGGGAAGGGCGGCGGAGGUUCUAAAGCUAACUCACAAGGAUCACAUCAGGGCAAAUCUGGCGGAGGCAAGGGUGGCUCCUUGCAGCUAGGAAAACAGGACAGGAAGAGUCCAGUCGCUAGUCCCAAGCCUAAUCAAAACAAGGACAGCAAUGAUGGGGACGAUGAGCCAAAAGCGCACGAAGCAGCGCCCAAAGUGCCGCCGCUUAAGAUAGUUAUACCGGGCGGCGCGGGCGGCUCCGGGAACAGAAACGAACAAGAAGGCGAGGGUGGUACAGGUCAAAGGGGUAGUGGCAAGGGUCGCGGCAACUCAUCCACGCUGCCUUACGUCAUACCUUGUACGAGUACCGACACGGGCCAGACUUCCGAUAGCUCUGACGGUACAUCCGAUGACAAGAGGGGGGAAGGAGGAAAGGCUGGACAGAGAGUCCUCCGUUCUCAUAGGACGAAUGACGGGGAUAAAGAUAAGGAGAGGACGUCCCCUCAGACAGGGAAUGACAGCCGCUCCGGGGCGGGACAAGCUCAAGCUAACUUGAAUUCCAAUAAAAGUCCUACACCUUCGGGCUCUGGCCAAGAUCACGACCACACAGUAUCUUCUUCAAAUUCUGGAAGAUCUGAAGCUAAUGCAGGUCACGUGGAGCUGCAUCCAAGAAAAAGAAAAAUUAAAGCUUCAAAAGAUGGACAUUCUCGCGAUCAAUCAAAGAAUGAACCGACCCACGAAUCAGCUGCAAGCCAUAAUAUAACACAUUCGAACCCUUAUCAAAUGUACAUUCAUAUAAGAAAGCAGAUUGAUCGUCGCCAAAGAAGCUUAUUUCCCGUAAAACCCAAACCUCCAAAAGAUUUUAAUAAAUAUUUAAUGAAUCGCUGCACCUACACACUUCAGGGUAAUGUGAACCCUGAUCCUCAGGUGGAAAUACCACAUAACCUACCCACCCAAAUGAUAAAUGAAUUCAUGGCUCAAGAAAAAGAAAGAACAAGAUUACGGAUACAACAUCUGGUAGAAAAAGAGAAGCUUGUGUUGGCCGUCGAACAAGAGAUAUUACGCGUUCACGGGCGCGCCGAACGCGCUGUAGCUAACCAGUCUCUUCCUUUCUCUGUGUGCACGAUACUUCGAGACAAAGAAGUCUACAAUGUAUUGGCCCCAGAGCAGGAAGAGAAACGCAACGCGCAGCGCUCCCGGUGUAACGGAAGACAAAUUAACUCUUGGCUUCAAGAAGUCGACGAUAAAUGGGAAAAGAUCAAGGAAGGAAUGCUUCGGCGUCAACACACAGAGGCCCAAACUCUACACGCCGUGCAAAUAAUGGGAUGGGAAUGGAAACUAAAAGAGUGCGGCAUUUGUGAUUACAAAACAACGCCCAAAAUUGAUCCGGUACACGUGCCUCAAAUUCACGUGUCGAAUUUUGACUUGCCCGCUUGAAUUUAAGUUCAUAUUGCCUGUGUUCAUGUCACGCCGUCACGAUCAUCGUGAUGGCAUAAAUAUUAGUAUGUAGUUAAGUUUUUAAUCAUCUACUAAAAUUAUAACAUCGAUUGGUAAUAAGAAUCAAGCGGAGCUACAAAAUUGGAUUUUAAAUCUCGAAAUUUAUCAACAUUAUUGUUGAACCUUCUAUUCUCCCGCGCACCACUUUCGAUAACUUGUUAUUUAUUACUUCACUUACUUGACCAUCUACAAUUUAUUAUAGGUACACAUGAAUAACUUGUUAGCGAAAGAUGGACGAAGAUCUAAAUUUUUAUUUUUUAAGGCUAUCGCGAGGACAAAAACAUUUUUAUUAUAAAUAUUUUUUUUAUUGUCCUUGCCCCUAAAAUAUUGACGCGUGCUAAUACAUGCACAGAGUCUCUGGAGAAAUCAAAUGCUAGGCGAGUCAGUCUGCAUUCGGUAAUGGUGGGCUGUGCGUGUAAGAGUACCUUGACAUAUUGACAACAUUUGACAUGUAACUAAUUGUAAGUUUAUUUGUAUUAUUAUAUAAUUAGGUUUAUAUUCGUUGUAUUAAUUAAUGACGUGUUUGUAAAAUUAUGUUAUUAUAUGUUUUUGAUAAGGUAUAUUUACCUUGACUAAUGUAAAAAAAAAUCUGUCACCAUUAAUGAUUACGUGGGCGGGUAAUACAAUUUAAAUUUAAUGCUACUCUUAAGAUAUUCAUCUGCAGGAUAUCCACUGCUGACCUCAGGGCCUACCCCAUUUGAUUUCCAAAAGCAGGCAAAAAUCUUUCAGCUUUUGCCAGACCGUAGUCUGCACUUGAGAAUGUUUGGGUACCAUUGGUACUUGAUGGCUAUAUCGGCUCCACCUUAGUAUCGUGAAUUCACAGCACGAGUAGAGUCGUGUAUAGUUAAUGCUAUGUCAUUACGGGUAAGAAAUACUGAUUGAUGGUUUUCGUCUCAAGGCCCAGCCUAGUUACACAAUGUGUCUUAAACUUCAAGAAGCGAUACAUUUAAAGUUACGACCUUUUUAUUCUCCACGUAAGUUUCUCUUAUUGGAGUCGCACUGUCAUUUACUCUACACACUACACUAACGUCAUCUCGACAUCAUGUCCCGAUUAUUUAUAUAUGUUAUAGGCAAUGUAUACAAUGCCGGAUUAUACAAAUUGCCUAUAACAUAUAUGCGAACAAAUCUCAAAAGUUUAAAGAACUGAGCUCUUAACUCAUAACAGAAUGAGCCUAGUUAUUGUUAUCCACUUACAUCUGGAGACCAUCAUAUUCAGCUGCUUCAGGGCCAUUAUGGAUUUCUGGGUAUCUUAGGGGUAGUGUAAGUCCGCGACCCCAUGUCCGCCGUGUUCGCCAUCCAUUGCCCAUUCAGUUGAUAUUUCGCUGUCGAUGCGCUCUCACGCGCUGACUGAAUGGUCAAUGGAUGGCGAACCGUUGGCGGCACCGUGCUGCGGCGCGGCGCCGUGGACAUGGGGCCGCGGCCUAUGGUCAGCUUAUCUAUUGGAUCUUUAGCAGAGCAGGCACUGCAGUAGCGGGGGGGGGGGUAUUUCUAUGCAUAUCUUACUUUUUGACUUUGCUUUGUUAAUUUACAGUGGUUUUAAUUUAUUUUGUGUCCUUAGACUGAAAAAUUUUCGCACUCGCUGCAUUAUAUAUGGAAUAUGUCUUAUGCAGGGACUUUUUCAACGGAAACCCACCAAAAAAGUUGACGCUAUCAACAUCUUUUACUGAACUAGAUAUCUUUUCUGAGAGACAACGGCAAAUUUUUGUUAUUAUUUUGAGUUAAAUAGGCUUUGCAUUUUUUACAAUUUAGAAUAGUUUUGGUUUAAGUAAUGAACGUUUGGACUAAAGUUUUGGCCAUCAAAUGAGUGCAUAGGCUGUGAAUUGUGUGCAGUAAAGUGAGUAGCUUAAAAUUAAAUACCUACCUACUCAAAAUAUUUAUUGACCAUGGGUAAUUCCCGGAAUAAAAAGACACCUAAUAAGCGUAAAUCGCCUAAUAAAAAAAUUUGCCGAAGAACGUCCAGCCAGAAAAACGUGCCGAAAUCUGAGACUAAGAAGCCAGUAACACCUAAGCCCAAUGGAAGCAUAGCAAUGUCUGAACAGUUAAUGUUAAAAAAGCGAAAUGCGAACACCAGAGCUACGCUCAUCCAGAUUAAGUGAAAAGUGUUGUGUGAAUCGCAGGCCUAAGGCUCUAGACAGAUGGACUGCAUUUCAACUGCAAUCCAACUGCAAAUUGCAGUUCAAGGGCAGUUUGAAUGCAGUUGACACGACUGCAAUAGACCUGCAAAUCAAACGUGCAGUGCGAUUGCAUUUGGCGUGCUGUGUCUAGAGCCUUACCCAUCAUUAGCUGAGCUGAAAAGAAUGUAUGCAGAUUCAGAUGAAGACGACGAAUCUCCAAAAACUCCUUCACAACCACCUAAAAAAGAAGAAAACCUAUUAUCACUUAACAAUUAGCAAAAUAUCUCAACGACUUAGGGUUUGAUAGAAAGCACUGAUCCCACUGAACUAUUGCAGGAAGUUGCACCGUUACUUGAGGGACCUCCACCACCUGUAAUUUCAGUUAAAAAGAAGAAAAAGUCUGGCAUUCCAUACAUUGCUGGUUGCAAGGAUCGUCUACAAGUAAUAAGAAAGCCAUCAGUUAAUUUCUGUAAAGGUGAUGAAAAAUAUGGAGUGAAUUCUUCAGAUAACGAGGAAUCACAUGAACCUCCCAAAAACGAGCUAAACCUUCAAGGAUACCUAACUAUUCAAAAUCUAUAUUUAAUGCUAAAAGUGAUGAAAUUGCAGAAAGACUUGUAAAAGAAGAUGGGGAACAUCUUAGUGAUACUAGUGUAGAUAGUAAUAAAACUGUAGAGUAUGAUCCAACACCCUACCAGAACUCCAAAGAUGUGGAUGAAACAAUAAAAAUUAAAGAUGUGGAUGAAUUAAAAAGGUACCCCAGUCUUUAGUCAUGUAGAUAAAGAUGAAAAUAUUAUUGAUAUGUCAUAUGAAACCAUUGUAAUUGAUGAUUCUGUAGAAGUCAAACCUAGAAAUAAAAUUGAAAACACCACUAGUCCUACUGAUGAGACUGUGGUUGCAAGUAUUGAACCAAUAAACCUAGAGGAUGUUAAACCAAAACAAAUUGUUGAAAUACAAAGUGUACCUGAUAAUAAUGAUGAAGACUGCAUAAUACACUCUUUUGCAAAAAAAGCGGGCACCUAUGCAAAAUCUUGGUUUAAAGGUCUUUACGUGUAUUUCAAGGGGUUUUAAUUAUUGUAGUGUGUUACUAGCAUCAAAAGGGUUAGCCAAGCAUGCGUGAGAGUGUAUUCUAAAUUUGAAUUUUGUAGAAUUGCUAAGAAACUGGUUGAACCUAUAUGUCUUAAAGCAUAUGAAAGAACAUGCAAAAACCUCUUAAAAUUUCGCGAGCGAAGCAAGCGCGAAAACUUUUAAGUCUAAGGACACAAAAUAAAUAAAAACCACUGUAAAUCAACAAGUUAGAAGUCGUGGUGGCCUAUGGUACUCGAGAGUAUGCCCGACAAAUCGUGCCGCCCGGGGCAUUUGCCCCCCCCCUCCCGUCCUACGCUACGCUAGUGCUACUGCAUGUCACCGUUGAACGACAUUUUAUAGGUACUAGGCACCAGUACAGUACCUAUACUCGUUGGGUUGUAUAUAGGAAUGGGCCUAUUUUAAGUUUUUUAGGAAUCUUGUACUUUAGAAAUCACUUGCAUUGUUUAUAUGCAACAAAAGAAGUUAAUAAUUUGUAACUAGUGUAAUUAAUAAUUUUCAAGAGAAAAUAUUUAUUAGUGGAUUUGGGGAUUCCCGUUCCAUUUAGUUAAAUCGCUACAUUAUAAACAUUACAAUACUUCGCCUUUUUCACCAUAUUUAUAUAAAUUCAAUAUAAGAAUUUCUAUCUUUUUCAAUGAUAUAAUUUUUAUAAUAAUUUUGUAUUCAAAUAUUAUCAUUUGACUGUAUGUUAAUUUGACAAACGCAUUUCAAUUGACAUUAAAAUAUGACUCCAAUCAGAUCUCAAUUUCAAAA